CACCCCGUUGUGGUCAGUGGGAAUUCGUUCCAAUUGGGCUGUGGGGAGUUGGGUUCGUUCCCGAUCAUCGCCACCCCCGCCCGGGGGCCUUGCUCGGCCGAUGCGGACACAAAGCCGGAGGAGACGCGGCCUGCCCAGGUUUAUGGUAUGCUGGAGCAAAGGCGGGGGCGGAGGAGGAGGAGGAGGAGGUCACCCUUCGCCUCCCCGCUGCCUGCACAGCGCUUUGCGGCUUUUGUUAGCUGCCUGCGCCCAGCUAUUAAAAACAUCAAGAAAAGAGAAUUAAUUCGGAAUAGUUCGGAAAGCCUCAGAGAAGGGCCCAGGUGGAGCAUCUGGACCCCCUGCACCAUGGCAUCAUCCGAGCUGCCCCCGCACCCUGCAGUAGGUACUGUCAGCCCGUCGGGGCCCCCCAGCCCCCUGCCCCACGGGGUGGAGGAUCUUGGUCAAGCCUUUGACUUUGAGGACAGUGAGGAAGAAGAGGAGGAGGAGGAGGAAGACUCAACGGCUGAGCUGGGCGGUGAAGCUGUCCUCCGGGCACCUCCUCGCAGGCGACGUGCUGCCAGCUCUGGCACUGAUGGAUUGGUGCCAGAGAGCCAGGAAGGGUUGCCAGCGGGGAUGAGCAAUGGAGAGGCUGGUGGAGACCCCCCCAUCAAUGCCCAGACCUGGAAGAGGAAAAGCAUCAGCCAAGAUGAACGCUUCCAGUUCCCACCAGUGGAGGAUGAUGUGAUCUAUGAUGAUGUCCCCUGUGAGACCCUUGAUGCUGACCAGGAUGGCCUGGGGACCGAGCACAGCCUGAUCUAUGAGGAGGUGCAGCGCGGCGAGGGGCCGCGGCUGGCCGAGGACUUGGGCUGGAGCUCCAGCGAGUUCGAGAGCUACAGCGAGGACUCUGGCGAGGAGAGCAAGCCUGAGGCUGAGCCCACCAAGCACCGAGCAUCCUUCCAGCCCAAGCUUUCUCCAGACCUGAAUAGACUAAAGGAGAGAUACGCCAGGACUAAGAGGGACAUCCUGGCUUUAAGAGUUGGGGGGAGAGACAUGCAGGAGCUGAAGCAGAAGUACGAUUGGAAGAUGACCCAACUGAUGAAAGCAGCCAAAAGUGGCACCAAGGAUGGUUUGGAGAAGACCAGGAUCGCUGUGAUGAGGAAAGUGACCUUCCUGCACCGGAAAGAGGCACCAGGGGAUGGGGAGCGGAGGAGGAGGGCGGCGGAGGUGGAAAAGCAACCUCCUGGCCGCCGGAGCUCGAGGGUCUCCCUGGAGCAUCACAGGGGAGCUGCUUCAGCCUCGGGGGACUCGGAGGAGGAGGACACAGGUUUCCUGGAGGUCACAGUCUCUGACAUGAAGCAUCCCCCACCAGAGCUGGGCCCCAUGCCUGAAGGGCUGAGCCCACAGCAGGUGGUCCGGCGCCACAUCCUGGGCUCCAUCGUGCAGAGCGAGCGGAGCUAUGUGGACUCCUUGAAACGCAUCCUGCAGGAUUACAGGAACCCCUUGAUGGAGAUGGAGCCGAAGGUGCUGAGUGCCCGGAAGUGCCAGGUGGUGUUCUUCCGGCUGAAGGAGAUCCUGCAGUGCCACUCCAUGUUCCAGAUCGCCCUGGCCUCCCGCGUGGCCGAGUGGGACUCCACCGAGAAGAUCGGAGACCUCUUCGUGGCCUCGUUCUCCAAGUCGAUGGUGCUGGAUGUCUACAGUGACUACGUCAACAACUUCACCACUGCCAUGUCCCUCAUCAAGAAGGCUUGUCUUACCAAACCUGCCUUCCUUGACUUCCUCAAGAAGAGGCAGAUGGCUAGCGCCGACCGGGUCACGCUCUACGGGCUGAUGGUGAAGCCUAUCCAGAGGUUCCCUCAGUUCAUCCUCCUCCUCCAGGACAUGCUGAAAAACACCCCCAAGGGCCAUGCAGACCGCUUGUCCCUGCAGCUGGCCCUCACUGAGCUGGAGACCUUGGCAGAGAAGCUCAACGAGCAGAAGCGCUUGGCCGACCAAGUGGCUGAGAUCCAGCAGCUCAGCAAGAGCAUCAGUGACCGCAGCAGCCUCAACAAGAUGCUGAGCUCGGGGCAGAGGCAGCUCCUGCUCUGUGAGACGCUGACGGAGACUGUGUACGGCGACCGGGGGCAGCUCAUCAAGUCCAAGGAGAGGAAGGUUUUCCUGCUCAAUGACAUGCUGGUCUGUGCCAACAUCAACUUCAAGCCAGUGAACCCAGGAGGCCAGCUGGAAAUUAGCAGCCUGGUGCCCCUGGGUCCCAAAUACGUGGUGAAGUGGAGCACGGCCCUCCCACAGGUGCAGGUGGUGGAGGUGGGACAGGAGAGCGGUGCCUAUGACAAGGACAACGUCGUCAUCCACAACGCCGGCGCCAAGAAGCACGCUCCCAGCGGGCAGGCCUCACACAAUAAGGUCUACCUGGGGCCACCACGGCUCUUCCAGGAGCUGCAGGACCUGCAGAAGGACCUAGCUGUGGUGGAGCAGAUCACCCUUCUCAUCAGCACCUUGCAUGGCACCUACCAGAACCUGAACAUGACAGUGGCCCAGGACUGGUGCUUAGCCCUGCAGAGGAUGAUGAAGGUGAAGGAGGAGGAGAUCCACUCUGCCAACAAGUGCCGCCUCCGACUCCUGCUGCCUGGGAAACCAGAUAAGUCUGGCCGCCCCAUCAGUGUCAUGGUGGUCUUCAUCACCCCAAACCCCCUGAGCAAGAUCUCCUGGGUGAAUCGCCUGCACUUGGCCAAGAUAGGACUGAGGGAGGAGAACCAGCCGGGCUGGCUCUGUCCUGACGAAGACAAGAAGAGCAAAGCUCCUUUCUGGUGCCCCAUCCUCUCCUGCCACAUGCCUGCCUUCUCCAAGGCCCUUGAUCUUCAGCUGGGCGCCGCAGUGCACAACCCUGUGCAGUCCUCCCUGCUGGGCUUCUCCGCCGUCAGCACCUCGCUGCCGCAGGGCUACCUCUGGGUUGGUGGGGGCCAGGAAGGCGCAGGGGGGCUGGUGGAGAUCUUGUCUCUCUACCGCGCGGUUCCGCGCACAGUCAAGUCCUUCCCGGUGGCUUCCCCGGUGCUGUGCAUGGAGUACAUCCCUGAGGUGGGUGAGGAGGACCUGGCAGGCACCCAGGAGCCCAGACCCACCACUGACCAGCCCUCAGCAUCCCCACAUCCCACAGUCUGCUUGGGGUUACGGGAUGGCAGCAUCAUGGUCUAUGGUAGUGUGGACAUGGGGGCUCAGUGCUUGCUGACCUGCAAGAGCCCAGGCAUGCAGCCUGUCCUCUGCUUGAGGCACAGCCCUGAGUACCUCUUUGCGGGGCUGCAGGAUGGGACCGUGGCUGCCUACCCCAGGAGCAACGGGGGGUUGUGGGACCCAGCUGAGCAACCAACCUGCCUGACUGUGGGGCCUGGUCCAGUGCGAGCUCUCCUGACGCUGGAUGAGACCCUCUGGGCCAGCUGUGCCAACCAGGUCACUGUCCUUGAUGCCAGCAGCCUCCACACCCAGCAAACCUUCGAGGCCCACCCAGACAGGGAGGCCAGUGUCACCCACAUGAUCAAGGCAGGCAGUGGGGUCUGGAUGGCCUUCUCCUCGGGCUCCUCCAUCCGCCUCUUCCACACCGAGACGCUGGAGCACCUGCAGGAGAUCAACAUUGCCACCAGGACCACCUUUGUCCUCCCAGCCUCCUCCAAGUGGGUGAGGUACAAGUACGUUGUUAGUGGUGCAAUUGCCGUUUAA
Messenger RNA from Indicator indicator, 3687 nucleotides. RefSeq names its product rho guanine nucleotide exchange factor 10-like protein. Gene Ontology annotation, biological process: actin cytoskeleton organization; positive regulation of stress fiber assembly; SREBP signaling pathway. The annotation marks the transcript as partial. The transcript has 31 exons. The record is from RefSeq and is a predicted model, not a curated record. NCBI's taxonomy places the organism in Eukaryota, Metazoa, Chordata, Aves, Piciformes, Indicatoridae. Gene Ontology annotation, molecular function: guanyl-nucleotide exchange factor activity; protein binding. Gene Ontology annotation, cellular component: cytosol.